Molecule: messenger RNA, 1899 nt
Organism: Dendrobium catenatum
Lineage: Eukaryota; Viridiplantae; Streptophyta; Magnoliopsida; Asparagales; Orchidaceae
Product: glutamate dehydrogenase 1, mitochondrial
Exons: 11
Coding region: 253-1680 (475 amino acids)
Biological process (GO): L-glutamate catabolic process
Cellular component (GO): mitochondrion
Molecular function (GO): L-glutamate dehydrogenase (NAD+) activity
Source: RefSeq, a predicted model, not a curated record
AUUUUCCCCGCAGGAGCUUCGCCCACACCUUCGUCUUCUUCCGCUUGCAAUUAUCCUCCUCUACUCGUCAAUGGCUAUUUUAUCUGCUUCUCUCCACGCGUAUGGCCUACAGGCUUAUUGCGACAAGGAGGGAAUAAGAAUCUGGCAGGUUGAUGAAAGGGACGGGCGAGAGAACUUGGCAUCCGGCCGGUUGAGGAGGAUACUACGAAGGAAUUCGAAUCGGGCUCGAUUUACGUCCUCAUAGCCCUUGUAAUGGAUUCUCUUCCACUUCCGCUUCCUUUAAAUUCGAAUUUCUCGUCUUCUUCGCGGUGGAAGCUUCUGUCCAGAGCUCCGAGAUGUCAAAUGAUUGAUCAAACGCUCCCCUAUUCUUCUUAUUCUAAUCUUCACCUGGAGGAUCCCAAGUGGCUGGGUAGUGGGCAGCAAGUGAGCUUGAAAAGGUAUAGGAUGAAUGCAUUGGCUGCAACAAGUAGAAAUUUCAAGCAGGCAGCCAAGCUGCUGGGUUUGGACUCAAAGCUAGAAAGGAGCUUGCUUAUUCCUUUCAGGGAGAUCAAGGUUGAGUGUACAAUCCCUAAAGAUGAUGGUACGUUGGCAUCCUUCGUGGGAUUUAGGGUGCAGCAUGACAAUGCUAGAGGCCCUAUGAAAGGAGGAAUUAGAUAUCACCCUGAGGUUGACCCAGAUGAGGUGAAUGCCCUGGCACAAUUAAUGACCUGGAAGACAGCCGUAGCAAAUAUCCCAUAUGGAGGAGCAAAAGGUGGAAUAGGAUGUGCUCCGGAACAAUUGAGUGUUUCAGAGCUUGAGAGACUUACUAGGGUUUUUACACAAAAGAUACAUGACCUAAUUGGAAUUCAUACUGAUGUCCCAGCUCCAGAUAUGGGAACAAACCCACAGACAAUGGCUUGGAUACUGGAUGAAUACUCCAAAUUCCAUGGCUACUCGCCAGCAGUUGUAACUGGAAAACCCAUUGAUCUUGGUGGAUCUCUGGGUAGGGAUGCAGCUACUGGAAGGGGAGUACUUUUUGCUAUACAAGCUUUGCUUGAAGAGUAUGGGAAGUCCAUCUCGGAUCAGCGUUUUGCUAUUCAGGGUUUUGGAAAUGUGGGCUCAUGGGCUGCCCAACUUAUCAGCGAAGCUGGUGGAAAAGUUGUUGCAGUUAGCGAUGUUAGUGGGGCAGUUAAAAACGACAGUGGUCUGGAUAUUCAGAAGCUACUUAAGCACUCACUUGAGAGUCGUGGUGUUAAAGGUUUCAGUGGUGGACAUGCACUCAAUCAGAACUCAGUGUUGAUUGAAGACUGCGAUGUCCUGAUUCCAGCUGCACUUGGUGGCGUUAUAAACAGGGAAAAUGCAAAUGACAUAAGAGCUAAAUUUAUUAUUGAGGCUGCCAAUCAUCCAACAGAUCCAGAAGCUGACGAGAUUCUGUCUAAGAAAGGUGUAAUUAUUCUACCGGACAUAUUUGCCAAUUCAGGUGGCGUUACUGUGAGUUAUUUUGAGUGGGUUCAGAACAUUCAGGGAUUUAUGUGGGAUGAAGAAAAGGUGAACUCUGAGCUGAAGAACUACAUGAUCAAAGGUUUCAAAGAUGUGAAGGACAUGUGCAAGACCCAUAACUGUGAUCUGCGAAUGGGAGCCUUUACUCUUGGGAUUAAUCGGGUUGCCCGAGCAACUGUCCUUCGAGGUUGGGAAGCCUGAUUUUAUUAUUAUUAUUAUUAUUUUGGGCCUUCCUCCAAUGAGUAAAUAAGUGCAAACAGUCACAUAAUUUAUCUAAAAUUUUUGCUUCUAGAAACUUCUCUGUGUAAUUUAAUAUAUAGUCUUGUUUGAAUUCUUUCCUAUUGUAAUAGCAGUCAUCUGCUGAUGACUUACAUUUUUUCCCCUUAAAUAAAGCUUCUAAUAGUGACUAUUGUUAGGCAA